GUCGUGUCCAUUGAUGCGCAGUACAUCCACAGAUAUGAAACAGGGUUUGGCUAUUCGGACCUCGGACUGCGCGCAAUGGCGUCUCCCAUGAACAGCGACACUUUUUAUUCCAACAUAAAUACAGUACAAGGAUGGAUAAGGGUUCAAAUGGAGGAAAACAAAUAUGAUGUCGACCCAAACCGGUUGCCAAAUAUUUAACGAAUGUCUUAUUUUGUAUUAGACUAUGGCAGACAAAUGAAAUUCUGAAAUCGAAAGAAAAAAUGGGCUUUACCCCCGGAUAGUAUGAUUUCGCUGACAUCAUGCUCUCUUGAACCCUCCACUACAGACUGUCGCGUUCAUGCUAUGUGGUAUAUUGGCGACUUUGUUUAGAGCCCGAUUUAGGCAUGUUCCAAAAUGGAUUCUCAACAGAGAGGGGUUCUGACCAAUGGUGGCUCAGAUAACAGGAGUGUCUGCCAAUCCUUGAAGAGAUCGGGGACUGUGCCAGAGAUCCAUGAGGAGCCAGUGGACUCCUUGAUCUUAUCCUGCCCACCAGAUAACCUCCAAUAAUUCUCCCUUAUACAGGUGUACUCCAGUACAGGUGUCCAAUCAAAACAUUUUUAGGCCAAACGAGGAGGGGCUGGGAGAGCGCCCUGCGGGCUCAAACAACCAAUCACAGUCAAGACUGGACUUCCUGGUGUGUGCGAUCAACCAAUCAGAGUCAAAUCAGACUUUCCUGGAUUAUGCAACAGGCCAAUCACAGACUCUGCAGCUCUCAGCUCUACGUGCCUCACUCUGAUUCUAAAGGGAGUAGGUUAGAAGCCAGAGCUGUUUGGUCUGGGACCAGUUGAAAUGCCCUGACCUCCACUACUGUGACUGGUACGGGUCAGAUGGAGGAUGUGUGUGUUGAAGAGAUAAAACACACGGAGGAGCCUCUCUAUAGGAUGGAGACAGAAGAGAGGGAUGAGAGGAGAGAUGGAGAGAGUGAUGUUACACAACACAGGAACGGUAGUCCCAUUGUCCCUGAAACGCCUCUCAUCUCCGACACAGCCAAGGCAAAGAGGGAUGGAGGGAUAAGGGGGGAGAAAAAAAGGAAAGAUAGAGAGGAUGAGAGAGUUAUCCCUCUUUUCCUACCCCCUAGUCGAUGCCAUGGUAGAAAAGAGAGACCAGGAGAGGAUAGAGGAGAGAGAGCAGAGGCAGGAAAAGGAGUUUGGGGGAGAAGAGAGGAAGAGGAGGGAGAAGUAUUGGAUCUGAGCUUCCCUAAAAAGAGAGAGAUUAAGGAGAGGAGCCUUUGGCAUGAGAGCUCACUGCUUAUGGAGGUAGAUGAGGUAGAGGGGGAUGGAGAUAGGGACAUAGUAGAGGAAGAUGAUGGUGAUGACGAAGAUGAUUCUAUAUUGAGAAUGGAUGGAGCUGACAUUUUGGGGGGACCUCUCUUGUCUCCCUUGUUCUUCUCUACCUCCGUUUUCACCUCCCUCUCUUCCAUAGACUCUGAAAGUGAAGGUCUUCUCCUGAUAGAUGACCAGGGUAUUCCAUACACACUCACCCCUGAGGGGCACAAAGUGCCCCAAAUGGAACCUUCCAGGCCAGACAACCCCCCCUCAAGCCAGCCAAAGGUGCAGUCCAGCUCAUUGGAGGUAGAGGAUGACAGGUCGUCUCAUAUAACCACAGCAUGGGUCACUUACCUCAGCCGAGGUUUAGUAAAAACUCCACACACACACAAGGAAAACACAUGUCCCACUCCUGUUACGUCUAUGAAACCCUCACAGAAGUCAGAACUUCUAAAAAAUACAGAACACUCAAAGAACCCAGAACUCUCACAGAAUGCGGAACCCCCCUAAGGUUCUAGAUUCGGAUGUGAAAUCUGUUAGUGAGGCUAGUGCUGCUGUUUCCCAACUCUCUGGUUCUGCUGUACACCUCCAACCCCCUCAGCCCAUCCAGAUCCUUACUAACCCCUCCUCCAACACCCCCAUCCUCCUCUUCCCCUCCUCCCCCCCAGCUCUCCUCCAUUCCCUUAACCAAGACUGAUACCAACCCAGGCCUCCUGACCUUCUCUCUCCCCCUCUCCCUCACCCAGAACACUCCCAGUGCCUCUACCUCUAUGUUCCUUCUCCUCUCCUCCUCCACCACAUCUUCCUCCGGGCAGUCUUUCUCUACCUCCACCCCCAUUGCUCUCAUUGACCCCUCCACCGGUCAGCUCUCCCAAAUCACUGCCUCCUCUUCAUCCCCUCUUUCUCUCUCUCUCUCUUCUGGUCAGCUUGCCACAUCAGUGUCAUCCCUCCCGGCCAAUCCCUCCCACCCAGUUAUUAGAACGACACCCAACAACUCCCCUACCAUCCAAUCAAGAGAGAGUCCCAUCGUUAACCCUCCCGCCCCCCUGACCUCCCCCUCCGUGGUCUCCUCCCCUCCCUCCAAGCAGCCCAGUGCUGGUGGCAGUUCUAAAGCAGUUCUACUCAGCUCACCUCCUCACAAACACACUGAACCAAACUGUUAUGACCCCAACACCGAUCAUCAGUCACUAUCUACUGAAGAAACCCAAAUGGAAUCUGUCCAAAAUGGGUCAUCUCCUACUAAAGCCCCUCCCCUUACACAACCGCAAUCCCCUUCUCUGUCCUUUGACUUCUGUUUGGAGGCAUCCGACCAAUCAAAAGCCCCAGAGUCAAAGCACACCUCCCUCCCAUGGGACGACCAUCUCUACUUCUCCUCUGCCACCGCUCCUCCCUCCCCUCCCCUUGCCCCCAUCUUCCCUUCCAGCGGACCCAGGAACCUGAACCCCCUGGACCCUCUGGACCCCCUGUCCCCAGCCUCCUCUCCCUCCUCUGGGCCACGAAGGGUCCUCUACUGCCCUCUCUGCCCCAGGAUCUUCUACUACCUGUCUGACCUGGAGCGUCAUUCCAUCACCCACUCUCAGAACAAACCCCAUGUCUGCCUGCAGUGUGGCAAGGCCUUCAAACGCUCCAGCCAUUUGCAGAGACACAAGCACAUACACACGGGCGAGAGGAACUUUGUGUGCCCCAUCUGCUCCAAGCGUUUCAGGGAGGCGGGCGAGCUGCAGCGCCAUCAGAGGGUACACACAGGAGAGAAGCCCUACCAGUGCCCGCUGUGCCACACACGCUUCGCCGAGCGCAACACCAUGCGUCGACACACUAGACGCAAACACCCUUACCACCAGGCAGCUAUGGCGAUGCUGUCCGAGAGAGGAGCAGGGGGAGGAGGAAGAGAAGGAGGGGAUGAAGAUGAGGGCACAGAAGAGUGGUAUAGUUCCACUGUGUCCAACUUGGACAACUCUGACUCUGAACCAGAUUCUGAGGUCACUUCCUGAGGCUGAUCCUCUUGAAUAAA
Molecule: messenger RNA, 3315 nt
Organism: Oncorhynchus gorbuscha (pink salmon)
Lineage: Eukaryota; Metazoa; Chordata; Actinopteri; Salmoniformes; Salmonidae
Product: zinc finger protein 362-like
Exons: 3
Coding region: 2075-3295 (406 amino acids)
Cellular component (GO): nucleus
Source: RefSeq, a predicted model, not a curated record